CCAUUCAUGGGAGUCUCCCCAGAGGAACAGUCCAAACAAGAUAAGAUACAUACGCUCCUUGGUAGAAACCGCCAGGUGAAACUAAAGCACCUUGAAGAGCUAACGAGUAUACAGCAUCAAGGCCUUCACUUGGAGAUAGAAGAAUUAGCUUGUUGGAUCCUCCAUGGCUAGACCAUCCUCCUCUUCUUCUCCCUUCUCAAUCAUCUUUCUAAUCCUUCUCCUAUCAAUCAACUCCAUUAGCUCAUCCAGCGGCUCCCCGGAGGACUUGGCGGCGGCGGCGGCGGCGGCGUUGUUCAUCUUUGGCGACUCCACUAUUGAUCCAGGCAACAACAACUACAUCGAGACCACCUCGGAUAUGAAGGCGAACCACCAACCGUAUGGGCAGAAUGGGUUCUUUGACAAGCCCACCGGACGCUUCACUGAUGGCCGGGUGAUUGUAGAUUUUAUUGCUGAAUUUGCAAAGCUUCCAAUCAUUCCUCCAUUCUUGCAACCUUCUGCUUCGUUCGUUAAUGGUGCUAAUUUCGGAUCUGGUGGAGCUGGGGUCCUGCCUGAAACCAAUCAAGGCCUGGUAAUUGACCUUCAAACACAACUCAAGCAAUUCGAUGAGGUUCGGAGCAACUUAAUAGAAGGGUUGGGUGAUAAGAAAGCAAGAGAGCUUAUCUCACAAGCUGUUUAUUUUAUUAGUAUAGGCAGCAAUGACUACAUCGCAGGAUACGUACUCAACCCUAAAAUAAGUGAGGCAUACCGUCCCGAGGAGUUUGUUAGUAUGGUGAUUGGCAACUUAUCACAAUCAAUCCAAGCAUUGUAUGAUAAAGGAGCAAGAAAGUUUUGUUUUCUGAGCUUAUGCCCCUUGGGCUGCUUACCUAUCCUUAGAGCAGCAAACCCUAAGGCAGAUGGAGGAUGUUUUGAGGAUAUCUCUGCACUCGCAUCAGCUCAUAACAAUGCAUUGGCAGCUGUGCUCACCAGCCUGGCACAUAUUCUUAAAGGGUUUAAGUAUGCUAAUUCUGAUUUCUACAGUUGGCUCGAUUAUAGAAUCCAACAUCCAUCCAAAUACGGUUUCAAGGAUGGAGUGAGUGCUUGCUGCGGGUCAGGGCCAUAUGGAGGAGUCUACAGUUGUGGGAGGACCAAAGAAGCGAGUGGCUACCAAGUAUGCGAGAACCCGGAGGACUUCGUUUGGUGGGAUUCCUUCCAUGCAUCCGAGAGGAUCCAUGAGCAAAUCGCAAAGACACUAUGGAGUGAUCCACCCUCCUCAGUGGGGCCAUACAAUCUAGAGAAGCUAUUCUUGGGUGAGGAGGAGCUCAGAAUUGCUGAUGUGGUCGACGUGGAAGAUGGCUGGGGGGAUUUUGGCACCACAGCAUAAUGGUGUGCCGUGUUUCUCUCUAUAUUAUCAACUACUAGUAAAGGUGUUUUAGCACCUCAUAAAGAUGUAGAAACUCCUAUUUAACUUCCAACGUGCUUUGAUUUGAUCAUAGCAUAGGGUUCUUAUCAAAGAAAUAUGGUUGGAGUUUCCUAUCUAGACCUUUACAUUUUAAAAAGCUCAAAGUUUGAACAGUCAAAAAUUUCAAGACAAGGAACUAUCGUUGAGAUUUUUGGUUCAGAUCUCUA
This is a messenger RNA of Phoenix dactylifera (date palm), 1605 nucleotides long. RefSeq names its product GDSL esterase/lipase 5-like. Lineage: Eukaryota; Viridiplantae; Streptophyta; Magnoliopsida; Arecales; Arecaceae. Gene Ontology annotation, molecular function: lipase activity. The record is from RefSeq and is a predicted model, not a curated record.